Molecule: messenger RNA, 1071 nt
Organism: Vollenhovia emeryi
Lineage: Eukaryota; Metazoa; Arthropoda; Insecta; Hymenoptera; Formicidae
Product: poly(U)-binding-splicing factor half pint-like
Exons: 4
Biological process (GO): regulation of alternative mRNA splicing, via spliceosome; alternative mRNA splicing, via spliceosome; mRNA splice site recognition
Cellular component (GO): precatalytic spliceosome; catalytic step 2 spliceosome
Molecular function (GO): RNA binding
Source: RefSeq, a predicted model, not a curated record
CGGAGAAGAACUUUCGAGCCUUGGUGGUCGUUUCUCGAAAUCAUCUGCCGAGUGAGAAGUUAUACUUCAACGACGGAAAGAACACAUGCGAUUAACGGCACGCAGAAGGUCGUAGGACGUCCGUCCAACAUGCCACAGGCGCAAUCGGUGAUCGAUGAGAUCACCGAGGAGAGCAAGCACUACAAUCGCAUUUAUAUCGCGUCGAUACACCAAGCCUUAACAGAAGACGACAUCAAGUCAGUCUUCGAGGCAUUCGGGCCGAUCACGUACUGCAAGCUCGCACAAGGUAGCUCGCCGCAUCGACACAAAGGAUACGGCUUUAUCGAGUACGAGACAAUGCAAGCUGCGCUAGAGGCUAUCGCCUCUAUGAACUUGUUCGAUCUGGGUGGCCAGUAUUUGAGAGUAGGAAGAGCCAUAACGCCGCCGAACGCGCUCAUGGGACCACCCAGCGGUACCAGCACGAUGCCGACCGCGGCCGCUGUGGCCGCAGCAGCCGCGACGGCCAAGAUUCAAGCGAUGGACGCGGUUGCUAGUAACGCAGUUGCGUUAGGUCUCACUAAACUCGGGGCUGCCGCACCACCCAUCCUGAAUCAGACGCUUCCUGGCGUAGUGCGGCCCACUAUAGCUCCCACGCCAAUAAUGGCACCACCAACAGUAGCAACGGUAGCGCCAGUGAUACCUCCACCUGGCAUAGCCAUACCGCAAACCUUAACGCGACCGCCCGCUAUUAUCCAACCGAUUCCUGGUCAACCCGUUGUUAUACCACCUCCUGCUGUUGUUGCGCCUACGAUUGUUGGCACGCCAGUCAUACCAGUGACAACAACUGCGAAUUCCGACAUUAUGAGGCGAGCGCAGGAACAAGCGGCUCAUCAGAAACAACAGGAAGAAUUGCAGAAGAAACUCUUAGAGGAGACGGAACCACAGACGUUGCAGCAACAGGAGAAUAUGUCAAUCAAGGGCCAGAGUGCGCGUCAUCUCGUCAUGCAUCUCUCCUGCAAAGAAAACAGAAUGAUUAUCCAAUUUAAAGAAACAGCGAUUAAUUUUGUAACUCUUGAUGUCGUCCAGACAUAA